Messenger RNA from Funneliformis caledonium, 1323 nucleotides. NCBI's taxonomy places the organism in Eukaryota, Fungi, Glomeromycota, Glomeromycetes, Glomerales, Glomeraceae. The record is from the annotation of a GenBank genome assembly.
AUGACAAAGCACUCCGUUAGCUAUCCUGAAGCGACGAGUUCCACGUCCCACAAAGACUAUAACACUUUUGCCAAUAUUUCCGUCCGCUUUUCUCAACCAGAAAAUUCACGGCCAUUAGGGAAUUUUGGACAAUGCGAAGAAUGCGGGGGUUUAAAUACCGGCGGAGACGAUGAAAUUGAUAGGUUUAUUAAAGAGGCGCAAUCUCAUGCUACCAAUUUUAGGUCAGUUUUAGAGUGGAUAAAAUAUCAAGAAUUCACAAAUGUAAAACAUCUUGCUGAUGGUGGCAAUAGUACUGUAUUUACGGCAAAUUGGCUUCAGGGGCCUAUACAAGCAUGGAAUAAGUCUAUCAAUGAUUGGGAACGACAGACGAAUUUGGGUUUAAUAAUAUUGAAGCGCAUAAAGGAUUCCAAUAAUUUAACAUCAAGUUUCAUGAAUGAGUUGAGCGCAUAUCACAAAUUCAGCACAAUGGUUAGCAACGUCAUGUACUGUUAUGGUAUCUCACGUUGUCCUUGCACUCGCGAGCUGAUUGUCGUUACAUCUUAUGCUCGUGAUGGAGAUCUUCGAAAUUACCUCACCAAAAACUUUGACACCUUUACCUGGACACAAAAAAUCAGCACUCUUAAGGAUAUUGCGAGUGGAUUGGUGAAAAUUCAUAGCAACGGCCUUCUACAUAAAGAUUUGCACACGGGUAACAUUUUACGACACGGUAGUUGGACAAUGAUUAGUGAUCUUGGAACCCGUCCUGAAAUAACUUCAGAAAUACCCGACUACUAUUCAAUAGUUAUGCAAUCUUGCUGGAACAACAAUCCCAAAAUGAGACCUACAUCACGUGAUUUAGAAAAGAGAUUUGACUCGUGGAUUAAUAGUAUCAAAGAUCGACAAUUGAUUUGCCCUGAGAUUUCUGCCAAGGAGAAAGCAGACGUGAAUGACUCAGCGUGCAAAUGGAUUGAUUCAUAUAGAAAUAUUUCAAGUCAACCGCUUCCUUCCUUAUCAGUAAUUCAAUGUAAAAUUUUGGAAGAGCAGGAUGAAUGUCAUGAAGCUCUUUAUCAAAAAUAUUAUAACCAACGUCUCAUCGAGCAUGCUGAACGAGAAUCAAAAAUUAAAGAAAACGAGCCAAUGAAUCCAAUGACCUGGACUCGUGAACUCAAAAUACUUGCUGACAACAUAUUUGGCAAAUCAGAUAUUGAUAAUAAAUUAGAAUUGACUGGGGUAAAAUCUAUCGAAGAAGCAAAUGCAAUACAAGAGGUGACAUACGACAUUCCUGUUGGCAUAAGAAUAGGUAUUAAAAGUGAGUGUAUAUUAUUGUAUUACUUAAGAUACUAA